Messenger RNA from Moneuplotes crassus, 2674 nucleotides. The record is from the annotation of a GenBank genome assembly. Lineage: Eukaryota; Ciliophora; Spirotrichea; Euplotida; Euplotidae.
UAAAAAUGUCUGAGAGCAGUGAAGAGCUUAGCGGUAGUAGCUCAGAAGAGGAACAGUACGAGUUUCAGAUAGACGGAAAGCUCAAAUUAAAAGACCUUGAUAAGGAAAUUAUCAGUAACAACCUUCUGAUCAAAGAGCUUCUACUUGACAAUAAUGCUAAAAGAGAGCAAAAGAAGAAUAUGGAGAAAUGGGCUCUGGUGGAGAAUACAAUGGCUCUUGAGCAACAGGAGGAUAAGGAAGAGAAUUACUUAAAAUAACAAAAUCAGACAUAACAACGAGAUUAAAGAAGAAAGGAAGUAUAAAAGAGCCAAAGAAAAUGAGGAAACUAAAUUCGAUCGGAACGAAGAAAAUGAUGAAAUGGAAGUCGAAGAAUGGCAAGAUAUAGUCAAAGAUCGUUUAAUAGAGUUGGAGAGAUGCGUCUCGGGUCAGAGAAUCGAUGAAGUUAAAUCAAAUUAUGAUUUAAGAGCUGAAAUGGCCAAGAACAGAAUGCUUCAUCUUAAAGCUGAGUACUGUACAAUCAUUGAUGCAGUCUGUGUCAAACUUAUCACCCAAGAAGUUUCAUUUGAGCUUUACUGGAAGUAUCAAAAUGAGUCAAGCCUUGUGACUACCGAUUUGAAAGGAUGUGUUGUUACUUACAGAGUCAAGAGAAGUACAUCCUUUAAAGAUAUUUAUGAUGCAGCAUGUUCCCAUUGGGACCUCAAUAAAAGAAAAUACUUGCUGACAGAUGAAUACUUUAACGAUUUAUCAAUCUACAACGAAAGCGUUUCGAAUUUCUUCCGAGGAUACCAACCAAUGAACUCAAGAAAUGAAGCUAUAGUUUACAUUGUAGAAGAUGAUAGGAAGACAAAAGAGAGCAAAUCAGUCUUGAAAGAAUCAGGGAUUAAUAGAAGAAGAGGUCUAAAUAAUGACCCAGCUACAAUGAAAUAAAAUCACAAAAACUUUAAAGGGAUUAAAAGUUGACAAGAUGACUUUAAGAAGUGAUCCGAAAAAGUUAUCAAAUAACUUCUGGAUGCUGAUAUUUUUCAUUGUACUUUUCUCGUUGAGUAUUGCAAGUUUUACUAUCCAUUACCCUAUAAAAUCAGCAUAUUGGUUUUCAAAUAUCAAUGAACAAUUUUUCAAUAAGCCAUAUACUUACCCAGAUGUUCAUCCAAACGGAACUGCCUAUACUGCUACAAGCCAAUUUAUGAAAAUAGACACUCUAGAGGCGAUUAAUAUUUACAUGAAAUAUUUCUUCAAACUAAAAUUCCUUUCAGCCGAUAGUUCAGAUAGUCCAUCUUUUCUGAACAACAAGAAGAUACUCUAUGGGCCUUACAGAAUUCAUACAAGGAAUGUGAAGAUAUCUGAAUGUGUUGAUGGAGUGGAUAUUUCCCGCUAUAACGGAACUCAUAAUGGUGUUGACUACAACCUAAACUGUCUCAGCGGUUCAAUUAACAAAGAAAACCUGACCUCAAGUGAAGCAGGGACUUUUAGAACAGCUGGACAGUCAAAGCUCAACUUCGAUAUCUCGGGUGAAUACAGUUUAUUUGAUGGUGACGGCUACACUUGGGAUAUCUAUCCCACCAAAAUGAAUCAAAGCACAUUUGAUACAGAAUAUGAUACAUUAGUUGACGCUGGGUUUAUUGGUGAACAGACUGUAGGGCUUAUCAUCUCCUUCACUAUUUAUUCCAAGGAUUUGAAUAAGUGGGCUUAUAACUAUGCUUUUCUUGAGAAGAACUUGCAAGGAGUGAUAUACACUCAUUUCCCUAACUCAAUUGUUUUUGAGCCUCACAGAUUUGAUACUAUUGAAGAAGUAAUCUUCUUCUUCAUAGACAUCAUUAAAGUCAUUGUUAUAUUCAUAGUUUGUUGCUAUGUAAUUGGCUGGGAGUUUUAUCUCUGGAAAUUCAAGAAGAAUAGAAGAACUCUUAUAGUGUUCAUUAGAACCACCAUGAUGCAACUUUUGGCAAUCAUAUUGACUAUUAUUUAUUGAGUAUUCCAUUUUGCACCAGGGAAAAAUGGAAAGAAAUUACUUGAUAUUGCUGCAGAGGAAGAUAUGAAGACUUAUGAAGACCUUUGGCAUGCAGCCCAGUUUUAUAAAAAUGCACUAAGAUUCGAAGCAGUUAUCAUUAUUUUAAUUGCUCUAGUCAUCAUGAGAUUUUUUAGAAUUGUACCUACUUUUCAUUUCUUCUACCAAGUUCUAAAGGAUUCUUUAAGAAUAUAUGCUCCAAAGGCUUUGUUGAUAACUUUGUUGCUUAUCUGUUAUGCUAUAAUUGCCGCUCAGAUCUGGCAUGUUACCUACUAUGGGUUUAAAGACGUAUCAAACUCAAUCCUGUAUAUCUUAUUAAUCUUCGAGCUUUCAACAGGUGAUGGGAACUACGAUCUUUAUGAGCAAUUGAUAUUCCCAUAUGAAAAGGGAUUUGGCCUUCUUUUGAUCAUAAUGACAGUGGUCACUAUUCUUUAUGUCACAAUGACAACUGCUGUUGUUGUAAAAUCAUUUGACAGACAUUUAGAGUUCCUGAAGCAGACGAAAGAAGAAGAAAAGCCUCCUCAUUACAUGAUCAAAUGGUUUAAGGCUGCCAAACUUGACAAGAUCUUCUUUGUUCACAAGUGUAAAAAGAAAAGACAGAAUCAGUAUGCUCUGGAUUCAAAAGAUGAAGCUAAUCUUGAAAUGAUCAGAACUAUCAACAAUAGAAAUUAA